AUGUCUGAGGAUUCUACAACUAUUUCUACAUUGGAAUAUGGAUGUUCAGGAGGAGCAUUGCAGGUUCACAUUUUACGCACAUGGACUCCACAAAUUCGAUCAUAUGAAACCUGGUUCCUAGCAGUCGACAAGCAUGGAGAUACCAUUCAGAUUUUGGGACAGAAAAAGGAUCAAGGCCACAUAAAAUCCAUAUUGACUAUUUCAAACUGUUACACUAUCUCUGACUAUGCAUGUGCCGAACCGGACGAAUAUCAAAACUGGAUAGGCAAAGAAAUAAAUAUUAGUGUUGUCAAUGCCUCCUCAAUCUGCCGAAUUCCAGAUACAAGAAUAACACCUACAACUUCGUUUCACUUUAUAUUCAAAAGCCAAAUACCAGACUAUGUAAAACAAGCGCCAGGUGUGUUUGUGAAAUCCAGAGAACUCAAGACAAAAAACAAGGAACCUUACACACUUCUCAUACUCACAACUGAAUCUGACAAAGAAAUUCCUAUUGGUCUAUGGAAAGAAUGUACCAAUGUACUGGAAAAUUUUGACCGCAACCUUAUUGAGGCCACACCUGCUCCAACAGUUCUUGCUGUGACAAAUGCAAAGAUCAUGACAGUUGAAGAUACUACAGACUCGAUAACCGCAAACUUAUCCGAAAACACAGUCGAAAAACUCAAUUCGAUAACAUCUGAAAAGGCUAUACAACAACAUGGACAUACUCAUAGAAAAACCUUACCACCCUUCAUCCAAGAUUGA
This is a messenger RNA of Lactuca virosa, 741 nucleotides long. The record is from the annotation of a GenBank genome assembly. NCBI's taxonomy places the organism in Eukaryota, Viridiplantae, Streptophyta, Magnoliopsida, Asterales, Asteraceae.